This is a messenger RNA of Patella vulgata (common limpet), 2241 nucleotides long. RefSeq names its product BOS complex subunit TMEM147. The transcript has 6 exons. Bases 55 to 747 code for a protein of 230 amino acids. NCBI's taxonomy places the organism in Eukaryota, Metazoa, Mollusca, Gastropoda, Patellidae. The record is from RefSeq and is a predicted model, not a curated record.
CAGCGUUUCCGGUUUAAAGAACCCGGUCCCGAUUUUUCUGAAGAAGCUAGCAAAAUGACCUUUUUUCAUUUCGGAAACUGUGUAGCUUUGGCAUAUAUUCCUUAUGCUAUUGUCUACAAGUGUUCGGGUUUGUCCGAGUACAACGCCUUCUGGAAGUGUGUGAAGGCGGGUGGUGCCUAUUUAUUUACCCAACUGUGUAAGAUGAUGGUUUUGGCUACGUUUUUCCCAGCAACAGAUUCCGGUGGAAACAGUUUGGAUAUUACAGGAGAAUUUUUAAAAUGUACAGUGGAUUUUGCUGAUCUACUUGGUCUCCAUUUGAUUAUGACAAGAAUAGCAGGUAAAAGUCAACUAAAAUUCAUGGUUGCUGGAAUGGGUUGGGCCACAUCAGAACUUAUAAUGACCAGGGUUAUACCACUAUGGGUUGGAGCUCGUGGUGUUGAGUUUGAUUGGAAAUAUGUUCAGAUGAGUUUUGAUUCUAAUGUUAGUUUGGUGCAUCAUAUUAGUACAGCCAUGUUAGUGUGGUUAUACAGUAGAAAUGAUGUAAAUAAAUCUAUGUUUCCUGUCAUUGCUAGUCUUUUGGUUCUCGGCUGUUAUAGACCUCUUAUUGUAGAAAUUUUAAUCCAUGCUGUUGGUCUGGGAUCUUGGAUGCUGUUGAUCGCUAAAACUUUAUUUACCCUGUGUGGUGGCCUCAUCACACUACAGAUGUAUCUUCGUAUUCCUGCGCAGUUACAAAAUUCAUACUACUAAAACCGGGGCUAGACAACUCGGCUUUGGAGAUUGAUUUAAUCAAAGAGAUCUUAAUUUAUAUGUUUUAUAUGCCACAACUGUUAAGUAGCUAAACCCUGGCCAGAUAACUUGACUUUAAAACAUGUUUUAUCAAAGAGAUGUUAAUUUAUAUGCAUUAUAUACUGAUCUGACUAAAAUACAGAUCUAUAUUUCGUUUCGUUUUUUUUAUACUUUCGAUGGCCUCUACUACAUGAAUAUCUGCCCCUAUGACGUCAGACAUUUGAUUAACCAAUCAGCAGUGAUGUUUCUAGUGGGUUACUCAUGGUUUCGUGCAACUCACGCCAAAAACUGGCCGUAACAAACCAUUUCGUUGGCUAAUCCCCCACAUCAUCCAGAACUCGGGUUAUAUAACAACUCUGGCAGAUCCUAGUGUAAUAAAGACAAGUAAAACGAAAUUUUGAACUAUAAAAACGAAAUGAAAUAGGAUCAGUGUUUUAAUCGGAUUGAUUAUAUAUCACUACUGUUAAAUAUCCAAAACCUGGCCAGAUAUACAUAUUAUAUACCACUACUGUUAAAUAUCAAAAACCUGGUCAGAUAUACAUAUUAUAUACCAAUACUGUUAAAUAUCAAAAACCUGGCCAGAUAUACAUAUUAUAUACCACUACUGUUAAAUAUCAAAAACCUGGCCAGAUAUACAUAUUAUAUACCACUACUGUUAAAUAUCCAAAAACCUGGCCAGAUAUACAUAUUAUAUACCACUACCCCAAAAAUAUUAAAUACUUGCAUCCAAUUGACUAACCUGCAGAACUGGGUGGUGGAUGGGUUGAACGACACCUUAGAUAGAAAAUUUUAUAUUAAAUGUUGAUUCUUUUGUCUUAAACUCGCAUCAAAUUCCAUCUCUGUAAAUACCUCAUUGCUCUGUUGGCCGGGUCGAGAUCUAUAAGUGGGAUAUUUGUUGGAAUGCGACGGUUCCAAUAUGACUAUAUAUAUGGGAGUGUUCACACAAAUAUUUGAUUUCAAGGCUAAAUGACUUCAUUCAAUAAUUGUUAAUCAAUCAAAUGUGAUCACUGCGUUCACUUUGUAGAACAGUUACAUCUGUGGUAGCAUUGUAUAUAAACAUCUCUUGAGGAGUCUUUAUCUAUUGUACUAGUAUGAUCAAGUCUAUAUCUAUUGUACCGGUAUGAUCAAGUCUAUUUAUAUAUUAUACUGGUAUGAUCAAGUCCGAUGUUUAUUGUACCAGUAUGAUCAAGUCUAUUGUACCAUUAUGUAUCUAUAGUAAUCUGUGUAAAAAUCAUUAUCCAUUUUACUUUUAUAUUUAAUCAUAUUCAUUUACAUUUUUUUUUAGCUGUCAUACACAAUAAAUUAGACAAAUGGAUGAUAUGUUUAAUAGAUUAUCCAGCCUCUUGUUUUUUCAUAUUGUAUAGAGAGUAUUUAUGCGUUGGAAUGACUGGUUGAUAGAGAAUAAUGAUGUGGUGAUUUUGUUAAAAAUUACAAUAAAUAAAUUCUAAAAUAAUU